Closterium sp. Yama58-4 is the source of this 1947-nucleotide messenger RNA. NCBI's taxonomy places the organism in Eukaryota, Viridiplantae, Streptophyta, Zygnematophyceae, Desmidiales, Closteriaceae. The record is from the annotation of a GenBank genome assembly.
AUGCCGGCCAGUUUGUGCGAUUCCCCCAUUGGCGGCUCUGACCUGCAUUACGUCCAGAUGCAGGCUACCAAGCCGAUGGAGGAUCAGCCAAAGAUCGCCAGCAAGCUCCUCCCUCUAGACCCCAAAGACUCUUCCGUGCUCGACGUCUUGGUCGUCGGCUGUGGGCCGGCGGGGCUCUCUAUCGCGGCUGAGUGCGCCAAGCGCGGACUCACGGUGGGACUCGUUGGCAGAGAUGCUCCUUUCGUCAACAAUUACGGCGUCUGGCUCGACGAAUUCAAAGCCAUUGGAUUGGAGCACUGUAUCGAUCAAGUGUGGACCGACACUAUCCUAUACACGGACUCCGAUGUUCCCAUCACCACGGGGCGGGCGUAUGGCCGGGUAGAGCGCUCAAGACUCCACAACGAGCUCGUUCUGAGGUGCCAGCAGGCGGGGGUGCGGUAUGUGGAGAAGGAGGUGGAGAGCAUAGAUGACGCUGCGCGGAGCAGCACAGUGGCGUGCACUGAUGGCUCGUGCAUCAACAGCAGGCUCGUUGUGGUGGCGGCUGGAGCAGCUUCUGGGAAGUUUCUCGAGUACGACAAUGACAUGAGAGGCGUGGGCGUGCAAACAGCAUACGGCAUCGAAGUGGAGCUCGACUCAGCCUACCCGUACAACCCAGCCAGCAUGCUCUUCAUGGACUACCGGGACCUCAUACGCUCCCGUGAGGAGGAGGCAGCGGAGGGGGAGCUGUCUCAGCGCCCCAGCUUCCUCUACGCCAUGCCUUCCACCCCCACACGGGUGUUCUUCCAGGAGACGUGCCUGGCGUCCCGCCCUGCAAUGCCGUUUGACAUGCUCAAGACGCGCCUGCGCAGCCGACUUGCACAGCUGGGGGUGAAAUACUCCGUCACGCAUGAGGAGGAGUGGUCGUACAUUCCAGUGGGCGGCUCUCUCCCUCUCACCACGCAGCAGCACUUGGGCUUUGGUGCUGCUGCAUCCAUGAUCCAUCCCGCCACAGGCUACUCCAUCACUCGCUCUCUCACAGAAGCUCCCCACUACGCCACUGCCCUUGCUGCUGCUCUGCGCUCUCCCAGCCAAACUUCACUAGAAGCCGCGACUCAAGCGUGGGACCACCUGUGGUCAGCGGAGCGCAAGAGGCAGCAGUCCUUCAUGAUCUUUGGCCUCGAGCUCAUUCUGAAACUCGACGCACCGGCCACCCGAGAUUUCUUCAAUGCAUUCUUCAAGCUGCCCCCCAGGCUAUGGCGCGGCUUCCUGGCGUCCAACCUCUCCUCCCUCGACCUCCUUCUCUUCGCAUUCUCCACCUUCCUGGUCGCCUCCAACCCUCUCCGCUUCCGCCUCAUCCACCAUCUCAUCACCGACCCCAGCGGGGCAAACCUCAUCCGCACUUAUGCUGGAAUCACAAACCUCACCUUUCAACCCCUCUCCACCCCUCUCCACCCCUCUGUGCCCCUCUCCACCACUUUCUACCCCUUUGCACCCCACUUCACCCCUCUCCAUCCCUCAGGCUAUGGCGGGGCUUCCUGGCGUCCAACCUCUCCUCCCUCGACCUCCUUCUCUUCGCCUUCACCUUCCUGGUUGCUUCCAACCCUCUCCGCUUCCGCCUCAUCCACCUUCUCAAGACGGACCCCAGCGGGGCAAACCUCAUUCGCACUUAUGCUGGAAUCACAAACCUCACCUUUCAACCCCUCUCCACCCCUCUGUGCCCCUCUCCACCACUUUCUACCCCUUUGCACCCCACUUCACCCCUCUCCAUCCCUCAGGCUAUGGCGGGGCUUCCUGGCGUCCAACCUCUCCUCCCUCGACCUCCUUCUCUUCGCCUUCUCCACCUUCCUGGUCGCCUCCAACCCUCUCCGCUUCCGCCUCAUCCACCAUCUCAUCACCGACCCCAGCGGGGCAAACCUCAUCCGCACUUACGUUGGAAUCAAGAACCCUCCAGCUGAGAACCAUGAGUAG